This is a messenger RNA of Aaosphaeria arxii CBS 175.79, 610 nucleotides long. RefSeq lists its product as uncharacterized. The record is from RefSeq and is a predicted model, not a curated record. Gene Ontology annotation, biological process: proton motive force-driven ATP synthesis. Lineage: Eukaryota; Fungi; Ascomycota; Dothideomycetes; Pleosporales. The transcript has 2 exons. Gene Ontology annotation, molecular function: proton transmembrane transporter activity. Bases 9 to 311 code for a protein of 100 amino acids.
AGCCCAUCAUGAACUCCUCUCGUUUCAUCCGCCCAUUCGCGCGGGCUAUGCGCGCUCCCACCUUCGCCCGGCCAUCGGUCAUGGCUCGCCCGGCUCUCGCUGCCACCCAGACCAAGGUCCAGCAGAAGGAGGCUCCUAAGCAGAUGACCGUUCUCAAGUCUGCCAUGCCCCAGCUCAUCCCCUUCUUCUUCGUCAACGAGACGACCAUGGCCUUUAUCUUGAUCCCUUCCCUCAUCUACGUUUUCUCGAAGUACAUCCUUCCCCAGCGAGUCCGCCUUUUCGCUGCCCGUCUCUUCAUUAGCAAGUUGUAGAGGAGGAUGGCCGUGUAAAUUAGCCCAAUACGAGAGGAUGGACAAUCGAAUGGGAGCUCAUGUCUGAAAAUUGAAAUUCAUUCCUCUUGAGGGUUGAAGAUGAACUUGAUUCGCUGAUUGCAUGACGGAGAUAUCGAUUGUGUGAACUGAUUAGAUUUCGAAGCAAAGAACUUUCUAAUACAGGAUCUUUGACUACACCAAAUUUAUAGCGUUGUACAAGACGUCUGGGGCACAGCGCGCUGUUUGCAAAUACGCAUCUUCAGAAUCUGAAACUAUGCUGACUCACAAUGUUAUAUUCC